CCCAUGCUAGGCAAGCACUUUACCGCUGAGCCACAACCUCAACCCCUCUUUAUUUUUUCUUGUAGGUGAUGCAGAUGUAGCAAUUUGUCUUUCACUCUGGAAGGGAUAUUAAAACAUGUUCCAGACCACUGAACCUCAGAAAUGUCACUGCUAGUACCAAUUCUAUAUCGGUCUGUGUCCAAUCAGGAGAAAGAAACCAUAGAGUAAUAUGAACUGAAAAAGUUUAAUAGAAGAUUUUUUACUGUAUCAGGAGAUUAGAAUAAUGAGGAAUUGGUCAGUAAAAGAAAUGAGAACUCUAAGCAAUAUAGGAAUGGUGGUGCAAGGAGCAGCUGCCUCCUAAUAACUGAAUACUUCAACUUCUCCUAUUAUAGUGAUAAUUAUAAUUAAAGAAAUGGUCCAUUCCUUUGUGUCCACCCAUUUCUAGAAGUUAAGGUCCUUGAGGUCAGGAACCAUAUGUCUUGUUCUUCAUCACAUCUCCAGUGCUAAGGGGGAAAGGCCUAGCACCCCACAGGCUCUUAACAUCUGCAAAUGAAUACAGCACUGUAGCAGCCUCCAAGAGAAUUAGCCCUGUUUCCUGCCCCUUUUGCCACACCCAACCAAAGAAAUCAACACACACCUGAAUGCAUUCUUCCAAUUUAGAGAAGCUGGUUAAUGGCUGCUGGAGAGCAGUCAGUGCGGGCUGUGUGUGGCCUUAAAGGAAAGGCAAGAGCCAUGCCCAGCUUUCUGGACUGUCAGCUCUGGUUCUUAAUCCUGGAGCCCAGAACUAAGUAAUAAUCCCAGUCUCGCACUGCUCCUGAUUUCUACAGACACACGCGAACUCCCGCAAACCCCUGGGACUCGCUUGUGGAAUGUCACAGGUGAAAGUGGGAUUCCCAUCAAAGGCUUCUCUCCCGACCUUAGAAAAAAACAGGAACCUGGCGCCAGCUGGGGCAUAUGCGGUGGGCUCUAGAGAGAAGGCGGAGGUCGAGGCCCCAUGCGGAGGCCAGAGGAUGGCAGACCUGCUGCAGGAGCGCACCGCCCAGCUGCUGACCGACUACCUGGAGUACUGUGCCCGGGAGCCGGGCACCCCCGAGCCGCCGCCGUCCACUCCCGAGGCCGCUGUGCUGCGCUCCGCGGCGGCCCGGUUACAACAGCAAUACGAGCCCUUCUUCUCCCUUUACCGCGGGUAUCCUGGUAACCGCGUCGAGCUGGUGGCACAGAUGGCAGAGGCUGUUCUUUCCGACAACCAGGCCCUCAACUGGGGUCGUGUGAUGAUGCUUGUGACCUUCGCAGGGACGUUGCUGGAGAGAAAGCCGCAGGACACCCACGAGCUGCACACGUGGGACCAAGCUGCCCUGGACAGUCAGCGUCUCGUGGACUUGCUCUGUGCUCAGCUCGUGGGGCAGCACCGCGCCUGGCUGGAGGCUCAAGGCGGCUGGGAUGGCUUUUGUGACUUCUUUAGGACACCCUUGCCACUAACGUUUUGGAGAAAUCUUCUGGUCCAGAUUUUUAUGUCGUGCCUUUUAGCAACUAUCUUCAUCUAUUUCUGCACACGAUUUUAUCGAUUUUAUCGUACUUCCUAACAUUUUUAACCCAUUUUUAUCUGUUAACCAUGACCAGCUAAGUGACAAUUUCAGAUAAGAAGACAAGAACUCAGGAAAACUUCCUCCCAGAGACAUUUUUACCCCCAUGCUACAGGGAGUCCUGCGGUUCAGCCAAUGUUUCCGCUCAUGUUCAGCCAAUGUUUCAGCAUAUACUUAGGUGUGAGGACUAAGCCACAGAGGCUCUUUUCUGAGUGGGGGAAGUAGGGAGUCUAAAGGCUCUUUGCUCCAAAGAACUGCAGAAGAAACUGCAUUCCAUUAACUGAGAAAUGUGCUCUUGGCUGCAUUAGGAUGAAUGAAUAGAAACCUCUCCUGUCCAUCCACCAUUUCUGCUGCUAACUCACCUUGGCUGUGGUUCCAGGGCAAAAUGAUCCUCAGAGAAAUCUAAGUCCCAUGCAACAAGGAAUGUGAUAUUAAUCCUUUUAUAAGGAAUUCUUUGAAACCUAAAUCCUUUGAUAUCUACUUCCUGGGACAUCUAGGUUUAUAGAGCUAAUAUUGGUUUUUUUCUCUGAC
Molecule: messenger RNA, 2093 nt
Organism: Ictidomys tridecemlineatus (thirteen-lined ground squirrel)
Lineage: Eukaryota; Metazoa; Chordata; Mammalia; Rodentia; Sciuridae
Gene: Bcl2l10
Product: BCL2 like 10
Biological process (GO): regulation of apoptotic process; extrinsic apoptotic signaling pathway in absence of ligand; release of cytochrome c from mitochondria
Cellular component (GO): mitochondrial outer membrane
Molecular function (GO): BH domain binding
Source: RefSeq, a predicted model, not a curated record